AUGGCUACGAUUCGCAUUGCCAAUGAAGUUCAUCCCAAGAAUGAGCUGCAGGCCAAAGAUGGGCGAACAGCCGACUCCACCUCGAUCUAUGCGCAUGAUGAUGGCAUCUACAACAUGCGCUCGAGGAGGUCCUCGCACGAUCUCGGCCUCUAUCGCACCAAAUCUCUGCAACUCGACGAGGACCCUGGUUUGCGCAAGGAAGGCGACUUCAAGGAAAAGCAGGUCUUCGGCGGCAAGAUGCUACUCUGGCUAGCGUAUCAGUCUAUUGGGGUGAUCUAUGGCGACAUCGGUACAAGUCCCCUCUAUGUCUACUCGUCGACCUUCACCUCCGAGCCAUCGAAAGAAGACCUUGUUGGCGUACUGUCACUCAUUAUCUGGUCCUUGAUCACGAUGGUCACAGUCAAGUACAUCAUCGUGAUCCUUCACGCAGACAAUGAGGGCGAAGGAGGCACUUUCAGUACAUAUACGCUCCUCAGCCGGUACAUGAACAUUACAAAUCGUGAUCCAAGAGAAGCUACGCUUGUGAGACUGAAGCGACAUGCCUCCGGAGACCUCGAGAGCGCCGGCAGGGCAAUGCGCAAGGGCAUCGAGUCGAGCCGCAUAGUGCGUGGUAUCCUUAAGACCAUGGGAGUGUUGGCCGUGUCCAUGGUGCUUUCGGACGGCGUGCUCACGCCUGCACAGUCUGUCCUGGGAGCCGUUCAAGGUGCCCGGGUGGUCAACCCCAGCAUUUCCAAAGGUGCCAUCAUCGGCAUCACCGACGCGAUCCUCGUUUUGUUGUUCCUCGUCCAGCCCUUUGGAAUCACCAAGAUCACCUACGCCUUUUCGCCGAUCGUUGUUGUCUGGCUCGGAUUCAACGCCGUCUUUGGAAUCUACAAUCUGGUCCACCACGACGCCUCGGUCUUCAAAGCCUUCAAUCCCGGGUACGGCUUCAGGUUUUUGGUUCACAAUGGCGAACACGGUUGGAGACAGCUGGGCGGUGUCCUCUUGGCCUUUACCGGGGUCGAAGCAUUGUUCGCAGACCUGGGCGCCUUCAGCCGCAGAGCCAUCCAGCUCAGCUGGCUGUGUUACACAUUCCCGUGCCUCCUGCUGGCCUAUAUUGGUCAGGCAGCCUACAUCAGCGACCACCCCGAAGGAUACGCGAACCCGUUCUUCGAGGCCGCUCCUCCUGGCACCGUCUAUCCGGCUCUGAUCAUCGCGAUUCUAGCUGCGAUUGUCGCCUCGCAAGCCAUCAUCACCGCAACCUUCCAGCUGCUCCACCAAGUCAUGAAACUGUCCUACUUCCCACAACUCUCCGUCAAGCACACGUCGAAGAUCUUCCACGGACAGCUGUACAUCCCGCUUGCCAACUGGCUUCUCAUGAUCGGGACCAUCCUCAUUGCCUCGAUCUACAACAACACCACAUCGCUCGGUAACGCUUACGGCGUCUGCGUCAUGUUCGUCACCUUCUUCGAUACUUGCAUGGUAUCGUUAGCGGCCAUAUUCGUCUGGCGUUUCAGUCCCUUCAUCGUGUUCCUCCCUUGGCUCACAAUUGCCCUCUUGGACGGCAGCUUCCUUUCCUCGGCACUCACCAAAGUUCCUGACGGAGCCUGGUUCACUCUCACCCUCGCCAUCGUACUGGGCAUGGUAUUCAUGCUAUGGCGCUUCGGCAAAGAACAGCAAUGGUUCGCUGAAGCAGAAGACCGAUUCCCCACGUCUCAUUUCGUGCGCAAAACCCCGGACGGAUUGCAACUGACCGACCGCUUCGACGGCACGCCUCUCAGCUCCAUCAACGGGUUCGGCAUCUUCUUCGACAAGGCCGGCGAAACGACACCCAUAGUGUUCAGCCAGUUCGCGAUCAAACUCACGGCCAUGCCCGAAGUGAGCGUGUUCUUCCACCUGCGCCCGCUCGAGACGCCCUCCGUGCCGCCCUCGGAACGACAUACCGUGUCCCGCCUCGCGAUCCCGCACUGCUACCGCCUCGUCGUCCGCUACGGCUACAACGACGAAGUCAUCACCCCGAACCUCGCCUCCGUCAUCUACGAGCAGCUCCGAGUGUACAUACUGAGUGAGCAGAAGACACCCGCAAUCCAGGCACCGCCGCCUUCGGGUCUCAGUGAGAGCAGCGAAGAAACAUCCACGGCCACACGCUCUAGACCUGAAGUCCUCAAUGCCGACACCGACGCCGACGCCGACGCCGACGGUGACAUGUUCUCUACAUCCUCGCGCGACAAGACGCCGCAAGUACAUGCGCAAGGACAAGAGCAGACGCGGACACCUUUGCACCUGCAACCGCACCCGCACUCACACCAUAACUCGGAAAAAUCGCCGGUGGAGGCAUUGGCCCGCCUGGACCGCGCCUUCAGCUAUAAAGUCAUGUACAUCAUGGGGAAGGAGCAGAUGAAGAUCAAGCACACCACGGGCCCGCUGAGACGUGUGCUGCUCGUGCUGUUCUUGUGGAUGAAGGACAAUUCGCGCACCAAGAUGGCGAGCUGA
This is a messenger RNA of Cladophialophora carrionii CBS 160.54, 2472 nucleotides long. RefSeq names its product potassium uptake protein. Gene Ontology annotation, cellular component: membrane. Gene Ontology annotation, biological process: potassium ion transmembrane transport. Gene Ontology annotation, molecular function: potassium ion transmembrane transporter activity. Lineage: Eukaryota; Fungi; Ascomycota; Eurotiomycetes; Chaetothyriales; Herpotrichiellaceae. The transcript has 5 exons. The coding region runs from base 1 to 2472 and encodes 823 amino acids. The record is from RefSeq and is a predicted model, not a curated record.